AUGGCAGCUUUCCAUCCAGAAACGGGCAUUACUCAUCUUUGCCUGGACAACGAAGAAGAUCAAGCCACCCUCCUAAGAGUACUCCAGACCCCCUUUGAGCAGAUAUACAAGCUUUCGCCAGACGGAAAGACUUACCUGGAGCCGCCUCUGCUUCGAGGAACUCCGGAGAGCUCAUGGGAUUCGUUCAACGCCUUCCUGGAGAAGGAGGGUCCGGAAGCCGUACUGAAGCAAGAAGCACAAGCUCUUCAUCGGCUAGACCCUACAAAUGCGGUGCUGUUGAAGAAGCUCAAGCACUUAUCCGAUAACGCGAGCAAGUUUAAGAAGAUUCGAGAAAUCUUUGGAGAGGGCGGCAGAUACCACCCCAACCAGAUUAUUGGAAAGCGAUGUCUCCCUCCGCAAGGGCUGUGCCAAAUGGAGCCCAUGUAUAAGCUUGCCUGCAAGAUAUCCGACCUUCAAUGCUUGCAAAACCAGGGCAAACUUGGCAUGGAUCCAUUUGACUUUAUUAGGUGGCGAGUGAUCAAGAAAGCAGCGAGCAUGCUUGUCAUGCCCGGCGACACUCCGAGAGGCUUCCUUCGCUCAAUCGUCUACAGGCUCGGAGAUGACUGCAACGACACCAAGGGGAAAGCAUACGAAGAUACGGUAAUGAGACAGGCUGCCCUUCUGUCGGCUCGCGAGAGACAUCUCCUCAACAGCUAUGGCCCAAAGAAGAAGUUCAUCAAGAGCGUUGGGCGGCAGACGCAACUGCCCUUCAGACCCGUCAUCCGGAACGUCCAAAGACGGGCACCGAGACUGUUGAGUGCCGAUGUGCGUAACAGCGCUCAAAAGGCGUCGACAGCGCAGGCCAGACGCAACGAAGCGCAGCGAGCACAACGAGCCCGGCGCAAUGCAGCGCCCUCCAUCUAUACUGGCGUUAACGAUUAUCGAGCCAGGCAGCAGCAACGACAGCAGGCUCAGCAACGCGAGAACGAGCAAUAA
Molecule: messenger RNA, 975 nt
Organism: Trichoderma atroviride IMI 206040
Lineage: Eukaryota; Fungi; Ascomycota; Sordariomycetes; Hypocreales; Hypocreaceae
Source: RefSeq, a predicted model, not a curated record